Messenger RNA from Magallana angulata, 1720 nucleotides. RefSeq names its product neuronal acetylcholine receptor subunit alpha-6-like. Gene Ontology annotation, biological process: monoatomic ion transmembrane transport; regulation of membrane potential; chemical synaptic transmission. The record is from RefSeq and is a predicted model, not a curated record. The transcript has 2 exons. Lineage: Eukaryota; Metazoa; Mollusca; Bivalvia; Ostreida; Ostreidae. Gene Ontology annotation, cellular component: membrane; neuron projection; synapse. Gene Ontology annotation, molecular function: transmembrane signaling receptor activity; extracellular ligand-gated monoatomic ion channel activity; neurotransmitter receptor activity. The coding region runs from base 372 to 1616 and encodes 414 amino acids.
AAGUGUUCCAUUCUUGGCUUUAGAGUUCAUUGGAUGAGCUUACUGCCCGUAUCCGAUACUGCCCUCAGACAGGGGGCGUAGUUCACUCGAGAUUGAUUUCUAUAAAUGUUUGUUUUAUGGUUCACAAAUUAUACGACACCUGCCUUUACGUUAGGGUAAAUGGUUGUUUAUCACGGCUCUUAAAACUUAAUAUAAAUGCCCAUUGUUUUCGCUCGGUAUUAAUAAGCUUAAAAGGUGGUGACUUGAUAAUAAUAAUAUUUGUAAUCAAGAAACGUAGGACAUGUCUCUGUUAUAGAGGAAUGAGGGUACUGGAGAAGACAAAACAGUGGACUUAAACGAAACAACCAUACAACUUUAACCAUGUUAACGUGAUGAAUGUUCCGUGCGUAACUUAUCCGAAAAUGAAAUUUUUCGUUACUUGUUUCAUUAUUUGGAUCUGUUCUGUGAAUUCACAAACUAACGAGAAUCUUAAGACACUCCAAGGCGAUCUUUUCGCCUCCUACUCUUCCAAGAUUCGCCCUGUGAUUAACCAGCUAGAACCUCUCCAGUUAGACGUCAGCUUCUACCUCAGCAGCGUUAAUGAGGUCAACGAGGUCAAGGAGAAAAUGGUUACCACGGGUUACCUGGAGUUGUCAUGGACGGACGAGCUGUUGAAAUGGACGCCCGCCGACUAUAACAACACCGACACAAUAUUUGUUCCGCAGAAUGAUAUUUGGAAGCCCGAUCUCGUUUUAAAGAACGGGUUCAAGAAGUUUGAAGAGCUUGGCGGUAGUUUCUACUAUCUGUAUAUCGAUUACGAAGGCUUCGUUGUUUGGAUGCCUUUUAGUGUUUUCGAAUCUCGAUGUUCCAUGAAUAUUUUUAAUUUUCCGUUUGACAUCCAGUCAUGUGACAUCAAGUUCGUUACCUGGAGCCAUUUUGCUGAACAGAUCGAGAUAACGAAAUCGUCAAAAGGGAUAAACUUCUAUGAAUAUGAGGAGAAUGCCGUCUGGGAUAUUUUGGACACAACGUCCGAGAUCAAAAAGGAAGGGAGAGAAUCGGAAGUAAAGUUUACUUUUAAACUGCGUCGAAAGUCGCAGUAUUACGUGAUGAAUAUCAUUCUACCCGUCAUUUUCCUGGGUUAUCUGAAUAUCCUGGUGUUUGUAAUCCCGGCCGACGCAGGAGAGAAGAUGUCCUUCUCCGUGACUGUGUUCCUGUCCUUCGCCGUCUUCCUGACCAUCAUCUCUACCUUGUUGCCGACCAGUUCUGAAAAUAUUCCCGUCCUUGCUAUGUACCUUGUGAUACAGCUGGUAAAUGGAGUCUUUGCCCUUGUCAUCACCGCAUUCCAACUUCGCUUACGUCAUAGAGACGACAGUGAAGAGGUUUCGGGUAUAUGGGUGAAGGCCAUUCGGUUGCAACAAAAACUGAGGUGCAAAAAGAUGAAUACCGUGAAAGGAAAACCCUUCGAUUCAAAUUCAAACAUUGAUGAUCUUAAAUCCAAACCUAAAACAGAUGAAAUCCUGGAUGUGACGUUUGGUUGGAAUCACGUGGCAUCAACCAUUGAUUUCUUUGCUUUCUGGUCUUUUCUCAUUACAAACAUCAUCAUCACUAUUGCAAUGUUCAGUGUGGCGGCAUCGUAACCACAUUUUUUGUAUUUUCUCUAUAACUAUAAAAAUACUUUUAAUACUAUUAUCAUGAUGUCAUGCUAUCCCUUUAAAAGAAAAAGUAAAAAUAUCCCCAAAUA